Messenger RNA from Paramuricea clavata, 1969 nucleotides. Lineage: Eukaryota; Metazoa; Cnidaria; Anthozoa; Malacalcyonacea; Plexauridae. The record is from the annotation of a GenBank genome assembly.
UUUUUUCAAAAUGGUUGCCAACAAAGAACAACAUCAACAUGUGUUAAAUUCCUCGUAUAAUUCCACAACUAUUUGUAAAAUAUCUUGGAUGUAAACUAAACAUUUAAAAUAAAAAAAUAUAUAGCUCAAGUGAGAAUCACAAUUGCGUCAAAAUGGGAGGUUUGUUCAGUAAGAAAAAGCCGAAGAAAGAGUCGAAAAUUACGGAACAAGAUAAGGCCAUUUUGGUAGUGUGAAAGUAAAAGUACAAUUAUGACAAUUAUUAUACGACCCGAUUUUAGGGAUAGAUCGUUUAAUUUCGUCCCAAAGAUGGGCGGUGGUUUCAAUGGGUUGUCAAAGUGCUUGUGUUAAGGGGUAUAUUUUAGAAUUUAGUCAAACAAUGUGUCAAGUGUCAACUAGCCUAUGUGCUAUGUCAUUAUUGUCAUACUGCAAACAGCAAACAUCAGAGCACAGAGUAGAGACAUACAGAGACGUAACUGACCGUUGUAAACACUGCGGAAGCUUAUGUUUUCAGGUACCCACUUUUUUCAGGCGACCAGGAAAAAAAUGAUAAACUGUGUGUGCUCGGCAAGUUUAAAGUGAGUCGUCAUCAGGUCGUCAUCCAAUCAGAUGCAUGCAUCUAGUAACUUGCCGAGCAUGCGCACAAAAAAAGUGGCCACACUAGUUACGUCUCUGUAUGUCUCUACUCUGUGAUCAGAGCAAAUGCCUUUUAGCACAGAGUAGAUACAUACAGAGGUAUAUUACUGGCCGUUGUAAACACUGCGGGAACUUACGUUUUCAUCUACCCACUUUUUCAUGAGCAGUUAAAGCGAGCCAUCAUCCAAUGCGAUGCAUGCAUCUAGUAACUUGUCGAGCAUGCACACGAAAAAAGUGGGUACACUACACACAUAAAAACGCACAAGUUGUAACAAACCUGCAGCAGGGUUGUAGCAAUGCUGUUCCAACAACUUGUCAACAGGAUGUGUUCGCACUGCUUGUUCCCAGCUUGUUGACAAGUUGUCAACGGCUUGUUGGCAACUUGCUACAAGGUUGUUGAGCUCAACAGACUCAGUUACAAGUUGUUCCAACAAUUUGUUAUUGUCCUGUAAUUCAACAACUUGACAACAAGUUAUGAGUAACAACCUUGUAGCAACUUGAUAAAAUAACAGCAUUGUUACAACUUGUUGACAAGCUUGCUACAAGCCUGUUGCGAAGACAUCUUGUUGACAAGUUGUGAGAUUUUUACGUGAGCAGUUAUAACUCUGUUUAUGUAUCUACUCUGUGCUUUGAAAUUGUGGGUCCGAUUCUCGUUGUGGAUUCCAUAAUAAUUUAGUGAAGAGUCUAGCUGUCAUGCCCCCACUAUAAUUACUAUCUAUACUUUUUUCUCUUGAUAAAUUGAGUGUAUUUGGUUGUUAUUUUAGGCUUUGAAACAGCAAAGGGACAAGCUGAAACAGUACCAGAAAAAAGUAUGAAACUUAUGUCUAUAUUUAUGAUCUCAUAAGAAACAAUUCCAGUUGGCAUAUUUGGGCCAAUUUCCAAUUGGAAUAAUUUUCUGUCUGAAGUUCAAUGUCAGAUUCAAACAGGAAAAUUUAAAUUCCUAAUGGAUUCCAAUUGGAAUUUGGGCCAAUUUCCCAUAGAAAUUCCUAUAUGGAAUUUUAAUUGGAUAUUUUUUGUUUGCAAAUGGCUGUAACACUUGUACUAUUUAUUAUUUAUAUAUUAGAUUCAGUUAAAUCUUGAAAAAGAGAGACAUGUGGCCAAAGAAUUACUAAAACAAGGCAAAAAGGAGUUAGUAUAUAUAAUAUUAUAAGCUGAAAUAGUUACUUGAAAUAGUGGAACAUUAGUACAAAAUAAAUUCAUGUCCUAAUCAGUGGACAUUUUUUUCUUGAAGCAAAGCGAUGUCAUUGUUAAAAAAGAAACGUGUACAGGAGCAGUUACUAAACCAAACGGAUGGACAACUUGAUAACUUAGAACAAAUGGUAAUAUAAAGUGGUAG